GAGGACAGCAAACAGAAGAACGAGAGACCGGUGAAGAGAAAGAAGGAAGGAGUGAUUAGUUCAGGGAAUGAAUGGACGGCUUUUAAGAGAUGAAGCCGGCGAAAGAUCCAAAUUCAUUCCAUCGCCGUCGUCCUAAGCUAGGUUGUUUAAGCCUCUAUUAUACGAGAGCUGAAAACAGCCAGGCAAGAAAGGCCGAGCUGUGGCUGACGAUGAUUGAGCGGUUCAGGGGAUUCAGUCAUGGUGGCCAAAAAGCCUCUUGCAUAGUCCCGGACGCUAAUCUCCACAUUCAACAGAUUGUAGACAUCUUAGCCGAGAUAGCUUGUGGCUAGACUGCAGCUGAGAGCCUGAAAGUCUCUCGAUCUGGAAGAAAAAAGUGGGACAACCUUUUCUUAGCAUCCCUUUUCAGGGACAAAGCUGGCGA
Aspergillus uvarum CBS 121591 is the source of this 421-nucleotide messenger RNA. RefSeq lists its product as uncharacterized. Lineage: Eukaryota; Fungi; Ascomycota; Eurotiomycetes; Eurotiales; Aspergillaceae. Bases 90 to 329 code for a protein of 79 amino acids. The transcript has a single exon. The record is from RefSeq and is a predicted model, not a curated record.